AUGAAAUGUAUAAUAAUUUUCGUAGUUUUAGCUCAAGUGAGCUUUCUUUUGAAUGGUUGUGAGAGCUUUUAUUAUAGAACUCCAAUAAAAGGCUCGGACAAAUUUCCAAGGCCGGAAAGCCAUGAAAAAGUUAGUCAUCCAUAUCCGAUUCCUUUUGAAGAAUAUUAUCAAAAUAAAGGACUCAAUUUUUUUGCUUUCGGAGAUUGGGGUGAACAAAAACCUGAAUCAGGACAAUUUCAAGUAGCCAAAGCUUUACAAGACUGGGCUAAUGAAAAUACAUCAUUUAUAGUUAAUGUUGGUGAUAAUUUUUAUCAAGAAAACGAAAACCUUCCUUUUAAUGAUAAAACUGAUCACGAAAGUGUAUUGAGUAUAAAUGAUCCAAAGUGGCAUACUUAUUGGUUAAAUGUAUAUAAUGGCACUUUGAAAAAAAUAUAUUGGUAUAUGGUGGCAGGGAAUCAUGAUUGGUACCGCACAAAAGAUCAACUAAUCUCCGCUAAGGACGCAGAUUGGAUUUUUGUCGUUGGUCAUCAUCCUCUUGUUGGUGCAUGCCAAACAAAAAAAGCUUCAGCUUAUAAAAUGCAUAGAUUCCCUCCACUUUUUAACAAAUAUAAUGUAUCCGCUUAUAUUGGUGGUCACGUACAUGACAUUGAAUUUUCUGCAGCCAAUAGAACAACAAACGUUACUUACUUCGGUGUAGGUGGUGGUGGUGCUGCGGGCUCAGAUACUUGUGGUAAUACAACUUGGGCUGCACCUUUUACAUUUGGAUUCUUGCACAUCAAUAUUCCGAAUGAUGGUGAUACUUUAUAUUUUGAUUACAUCGAAGCCAACGAAACAGAUAAACCUUCCCGCAUCUCUUAUUCGGGUAUCGUUCAUUCUCGUAAAUGGCAUGAGAAAUAUUGA
This is a messenger RNA of Dentiscutata erythropus, 900 nucleotides long. Lineage: Eukaryota; Fungi; Glomeromycota; Glomeromycetes; Diversisporales; Gigasporaceae. The record is from the annotation of a GenBank genome assembly.